Messenger RNA from Ostreococcus tauri, 723 nucleotides. RefSeq names its product Cadherin-like beta sandwich domain. Lineage: Eukaryota; Viridiplantae; Chlorophyta; Mamiellophyceae; Mamiellales; Bathycoccaceae. The coding region runs from base 1 to 723 and encodes 240 amino acids. The record is from RefSeq and is a predicted model, not a curated record. The transcript has a single exon.
AUGUCUCCUCCCACGCUCGCGUUUCUCAAGGUGGACGCCAGGCGUCCUCUGGACGACGCGUCGGAAACGCUCGACGACCAAAACUCAAAGGGUUUCGUCAAGCUCGCGGCGACGAUCGAUCCCAAAUUCACGGGCGCGCACGUCGCAUAUGACGUCAUGAUCGCGUCCAAGGCGACGCACGUGAACGUCAUGGCGAGCACGCUCGUUCCUGGGUGUAAGAUCUCAAUCGACGGCGUCACGGGGAACAUGGCGACGCGACCGGCGAGCGGACCCGUGUCAAUCGUCGUCGAGUCCUCGAGCGGAGAGAUGACGACUUACACGCUCACGGUGAAAGUAUCGAGCGAAAUGUCGAACGAGGGCGAGGUGGUGAUGAAGGAGAAGCCGAAGGUUGAGAAUGCGGAACCUGAGCAUCACGGGCAUUCGCACGACGGCGUCCCGUGCGACGGAACGCACCACUCGCACGGACACUCGCACGAUGAUAAAAAGGCCAAGUGUGAGCAUAGUCACGGCGAUGGCGAGGAGUGUCAUGGUCACGGGCACGAAGAGAAACAUUCCCACGGACACGGGCACGAGGAAAAGCAUUCCCACGGGCACGGGCACGAAGAGAAACAUUCCCACGGACACGGACACGAAGAGAAACAUUCCCACGGACACGGGCACGAAGAGAAACAUUCCCACGGACACGGACACGAAGAGAAACAUUCCCACGGACACGGGCACUAG